Diachasmimorpha longicaudata is the source of this 3123-nucleotide messenger RNA. It is a transcript of the gene Vha100-1, whose product is annotated as V-type proton ATPase 116 kDa subunit a 1. Gene Ontology annotation, cellular component: plasma membrane; vacuolar proton-transporting V-type ATPase complex; vacuolar proton-transporting V-type ATPase, V0 domain. The transcript has 6 exons. Gene Ontology annotation, molecular function: ATPase binding; proton-transporting ATPase activity, rotational mechanism. Gene Ontology annotation, biological process: vacuolar acidification; proton transmembrane transport. Lineage: Eukaryota; Metazoa; Arthropoda; Insecta; Hymenoptera; Braconidae. The record is from RefSeq and is a predicted model, not a curated record. The coding region runs from base 239 to 2770 and encodes 843 amino acids.
UUUUCUAUGGUUUUCUCGUAGUGGGAUAACCGUGUGAUCCGUCAGUGAAUAAUCCUCCCUAAUCCAGUUUUCUCGCCAAAACGGCCGGAGCCAUACGCUUCGGUUGAAUUUUCGUCCUCAGGAUUUUUAUAAAAUCCGGGACACACGAGACUUCCUAACAAACAUUUCGAUCGAGAGUUAUUGUAAUUCAAGGGAUUAGUGAACUCUUAGUCAUUGAAAGUGCUGCUUGACGAGCAAAAUGGGCUCGCUUUUUCGCAGCGAGGAGAUGACCUUGUGUCAGCUCUUUUUACAGAGCGAAGCUGCUUAUGCAUGCGUUUCUGAACUGGGAGAACUUGGUCUCGUGCAGUUUCGUGACUUGAACCCCGACGUUAACGCUUUCCAACGUAAAUUCGUAAACGAAGUACGCCGUUGCGAUGAGAUGGAACGAAAGCUUCGUUACCUCGAGAAAGAAAUCAAGAAGGACGGCAUCCCGAUGCUGGACACAGGAGAGAACCCUGAGGCGCCCCAGCCCCGAGAGAUGAUCGACCUGGAGGCGACAUUCGAGAAACUCGAGAACGAAUUGCGCGAGGUCAAUCAGAAUGCUGAGGCACUCAAGCGUAAUUUCUUAGAGUUGACUGAAUUGAAACAUAUUUUGAGAAAGACACAGGUUUUCUUCGACGAGGCUGAGCAUGGAGGUGUCGUGUCGCAGAUGGCAGACCCAAGCCGCGAGGAAGAACAAGUCACUCUAUUGGGUGAAGAGGGCCUCCGCGCUGGCGGCCAGGCUCUCAAACUCGGUUUUGUGGCUGGAGUGAUUCUACGCGAGCGCAUCCCAGCAUUCGAGCGGAUGCUAUGGCGCGCCUGCAGAGGCAAUGUCUUCCUUCGUCAGGCGGAGAUCGAGUCAGCGCUGGAGGAUCCAUCAACAUCCGAUCAAGUAUUCAAAUCCGUUUUCAUCAUUUUCUUCCAAGGAGAUCAACUCAAGACCCGAGUUAAGAAGAUCUGCGAGGGAUUCAGAGCGACUUUGUAUCCAUGCCCAGAGGCUCCAGCUGAUCGUAGGGAAAUGGCCAUGGGUGUCAUGACCAGAAUCGAGGAUCUUAACACUGUUCUAGGACAGACCCAGGACCAUCGCCACAGGGUGCUGGUUGCUGCAGCCAAGAAUAUCAAGAACUGGUUUAUCAAGGUCAGGAAGAUCAAGGCUAUUUAUCACACUCUGAAUCUCUUCAAUCUCGACGUUACUCAGAAAUGUCUCAUCGCUGAGUGCUGGGUGCCAGUUCUUGAUAUUGAAGGCAUUCAGCUUGCCCUGCGGCGGGGCACAGAGCGGAGUGGUAGCUCGGUUCCUCCUAUUCUAAAUCGAAUGGAGACAUUUGAAGAUCCACCGACUUACAAUCGCACCAAUAAAUUCACCAAGGGUUUCCAGGUGUUGAUUGACGCUUAUGGAAUAGCUUCGUACAGAGAAAUGAAUCCAGCUCCAUAUACUAUUAUCACCUUUCCAUUCCUCUUUUCUAUUAUGUUUGGGGACACAGGACACGGAUUGCUUAUGUUCCUCUUUGCAGCCUGGAUGAUCCUCAAGGAGAAACCUCUCAUGGCCCAAAAGAUUGACAAUGAGAUUUGGAACAUUUUCUUCGGUGGUAGGUACAUCAUAUUUCUGAUGGGAAUGUUUUCGAUGUAUACUGGACUCAUCUACAACGAUAUGUUCUCCAAGUCUCUGAAUAUAUUCGGAUCUUAUUGGCAAAACAAUCAGACGUGGACCGAAAUUCACGGAUCGAAAGCCAUCAUGUUAGAUCCAGCUACGAAUGCCUACACCGGGGUUCCUUAUCCCAUCGGGGUCGAUCCAGUCUGGCAACUUGCACAGAACAAAAUCAUCUUCUUAAAUUCGUAUAAAAUGAAAAUUUCCAUUAUUAUUGGCGUCAUUCACAUGCUGUUUGGAGUUCUCGUUGGUCUGUGGAAUCAUUUAUACUUCAAGAGAAGGAUGAACAUCAUCUGUGAGUUCAUUCCUCAGAUAAUCUUUCUCGUAUUUUUAUUCAUGUACAUGGCCCUCUUGAUGUUCAUCAAGUGGGUGAAGUAUGGACCUGAUAAAAUUGAGGAACUUGGACCUUUCUGCGCACCUUCGGUUCUCAUCACUUUUAUUAACAUGGUUCUCCUCAAGGAUGGAUCACCACCAUCAGUCUGCAAGACUGAGUACAUGUACGCAGGACAGAGCGGCUUUCAGAAAUUCUUGUUGGUUAUCGCGCUUCUUUGCAUCCCGUGGAUGCUUCUGGCUAAACCGAUCAUGAUCAUGAAGGAGAGGAGGAAGCAUCAUUAUCAGUUAAACAAUCAUGGAACUGAGAAUGGUGAUGUUGAGGGAGGGGUGGGAGCCCUUCAGCAGAACCAAGGAGUACCUCAGAAGGAAGAGGAGGAGGAGGAGAUGAGCGAGAUAUUUAUUCAUCAGGGAAUUCAUACUAUUGAGUAUAUUCUUGGGUCUGUGUCACAUACUGCCUCGUAUUUGAGACUCUGGGCCCUUUCCCUUGCUCAUGCUCAAUUGAGUGAGGUCUUGUGGGCCAUGGUCAUGAGGAAUGGUCUAGCUCAGGAGAACUGGUACGGAGGUAUCAUGCUGUGGGUUGUUUUCGCGGUGUGGGCAGUUCUCACUGUGGGAAUCCUCGUACUCAUGGAAGGGCUCUCAGCAUUUCUUCAUACACUUCGUCUCCACUGGGUGGAGUUCCAGAGCAAAUUCUACUCUGGUUUGGGCUACGGUUUCACUCCGUUCUCCUUCGAAAUCAUUUUGGAUACAGCACAAAAUACUGUUGAAGUGGACUAAACUUCCAAUGACAUAAUAAAAACAUUUUAAUCCGAGUUUUGCUGGUAGAAUUGAUGUAAUGGAGUGUUUCGAACUCAGUAAAAUAAUUUCCUCGAUUUUCUUGUUAGAGAAAAAAUUACUUCUGUUUCUGUAAUGUUCCGCAGGUGAACUUAAGAGAUGAUGGCUAAUUAAAGAGACAUAUGACGCUGUAAAAAUAUAUCGACAUUAAAUUCUUUGAGAGCCGAUAACUCCUGUAGAUCUGAUGUUCCUUAUCUAAUAAGCAUUUUAAUCUAUUUAUGCAUGUGUUGAACAAACAUUAAUGGCAACAUGUACGUUAUCGCGUUGAUUGAAUAAACUCUGAGAGAGCAAUGGAA